CACCAUUUCUAACCCUCAUUUUUUUUUCUUAAAAAAAACGUUUUUUUGAAUUCACAAGUUUUCCCUCGUCAACAACGCAAACUCAGCUAGGGUUUCAAAUCUCAGUUUUUGUUUUUUUGCUGCAUCGUUGUUAAUUUUGUUGCUGAAGAAUGGAUCCAAAAGUGUGGGAUGAAUCACUGAAACAUGCUUCCAAUUUCAUGUGUGAGAAGAAUCUUAACACAAUUGAUAAAUCAAUUGUGUGCCCUACUCCAGAGAAGAAAGCUGAACCAUUGCCCUUCAAAUUCAAGGAGACACUAAUACAGCUUCCAGAAAAGUACAGGACUAUUGCUGAUUUGUUUAGUCAUAUGAGUUGUUCGCUUAGAUUGUUGCAUCUGCGUAAAAAGACUCCAACUUUUCAAAAUGUUUGCAACAAAGUUGAAGUUCUUGCCAAGAGAAACUUCUCCUAUGCUCAUCUUGCGCAAAUGAAGUAUAUACUCCCUGAAGGUAUAGAAAUUGAAAAGGUGAUUGUUCUUGAUAAGAAGAGCUUGUGUAUGAGACCGGAUUUGAAGAUCACUUUGGUAUUUGAAGCUGUAAAAGAUCACUCUGAACAAUCCGCUGAUAUGGCUCUUGGACGAUAUUUUAAUUCCAGGCUGAUUAAUUUCUUUAACAUGCAUCCCGAGGGUAUUGAUAUUCCAGAGGCCACAUUACCAGAGCCCUUUAGCCAAAGAGAUUGUAACUUGAUUUCCGAAGAUGUGCCUGUAAAUUCGUCAACAGAACUUUCAUCAACUUCCAAUCAAAUUGAACCAUUGCUGAACAAUUCAUAUUUGUAUCCAUCUCUUAGAAGACCUUUUUCUCAGAAGAAUGUUGCUAACCAGACCGAGCAAGUUCAGUGCUUUUCAUCAUCUAAAACUUCUCUGUCAUCCCAUGAAUCUGACUGCCUAGAUAGCCAAGAAAGUGAAAGCACAUGGCAGAAGGAAUCAUUGUCAAUAUGUGUUCAACCAGAUGUUAUUAACACAUCUGUACAUAAGAUCUCCACACCACAUUCUGGUGGCCACAACAGUUUUGAAAGCCCCAAUGUGAAAAUUGUCUCUUAUACUGAUAGUUUGAUGACACAGACACCUGCCCAGUCAGCACCUGAGAGAUUGAUGACACAGACACCUGCCCAGUCAGCACCUGAGAGAUUGUUGCCUGGUUCUGAUGUGAAGCUUCAGAACAUGACUGCCCAAAAGUCUGCGUCAUGUUUUAAGCCUGCAAAAAGAGUGCUUGACUUUGCACUCAUGGAAGAAGAUGAUGAUUUGGACAACAGAGUAGACGUCUUAGAAUCUAGCAAAGCUCUCCGUGAGGGCUGCAAAUACUUUGAUUCUGUCUCCCUAUCUCCGGAGGGUAUUGAUAUUCCAGAGGCUGCACUACAAGAGCGCUUUAGCCAAAGGGCGUGUAACUUGAUUUUCGAAGAUGAGCUUGUAAAUUCGUCAACAGAACUUUCAUCAACUUCCAAUCAAAUUGAACCAUUGCUGAACAAAUCACAUUUGUGUCCAUCUUUUAGAAGUCAUUUUUUUCAGAAGAAUGUUGCUAACCAGACUGAGCAAGUUCAGUGUUUUUCAUCAUCUAAAACUUCUCUGUCAUCCCACGAAUCUGACUGCCUAGAUAGUCAAAAAAGUGAAAGCACGUGGCUGAAAGGUUGUACCCCAUUGUCUGAUUGUUUGACUAAUCCUAAUGCAGAGAGAGGCAAGCAGAAUGAAUCAUUGUCAGUGUGUGUUCAACCAGAUGUUAUUAAUACAUCAGUACAUAAUAGUAUUUCCCCUCCACAUUCUGUUAGCCGCAGUAGUAUUGAAAGCCCUGAUAUGAAAAUUGUCUCUUGUACUGAUAGUUUGAUGACACAGACACCCGCACAGUCAGCAGCACCUGGAAUACUGUUGCCUUGUUCUGAUGUUAAGCUUCAGAGCAUGACUGCCGAAAAGUCUACAUCACGUUUUAAGCCUGCAAAAAGAGUGCUUGACUUUUCAUUCACGGAAGGGAAUGAUUGUUUGGACAACAGAGUAGACGUGCUAGAAUCUAGCAAAGCUCUGCGUGAAUUUGAUUGCAUCUCUAAACUAAGCAGAGGUUUUUCUGAGGAUCCCAAAUCUUUUGAUUCUGUUUCUCUGGAGGUACCAGUGAACAUUGGUUAUUCCUUAGAGAAAACCAACCAAAAUCAAACUGGUUUGGAUGCACUGGAUAACAAUAUUUCAUCAUUGGUGGAACUGGUUAAUGUGAUUGACUAUAUAUUUAGAUCUGUCCAAAGAACUCCAAUCACAAAAGAGGAGCUCCUGCAAAAGAUAAUGAUGAACUGUUUAGAUUUUGUUGAAAUUAGAGAAGCUGAAGAACAGAUCGAGAUUUUGGAAAAGUUGUUGCCAGAUUGGAUUUGUAAGAAGUUGGUUUGUUCCGGAGAUACUAUGUACUGUGUCAAGAAUGCAUUGGAUUUUGACUCGGUUCGAUCAAGACUUCUCAGCAAUGUGACUGAAGGAGUUGAGUGAAUGGUUUUUGUCGACCGAUAAUGAAAGUAUACUGUGGUGCUGCAAGUGCACAAUGAUUAAAAUUGUAUGACUUUUAAAAUUUAGGAUGGGUGAUGUUCUUGUAAUAGUCCCUCCAUAGUUGAGUCAGUUUUAUUAAUCCUGCAGUCUUGUUCGACUGAAUAAUGUGACUUCCUCAAAAUUCCUCUAGUUUGGAUAAUUUUCCAGUGGAAGGUUGGUGUAUGAUGGUUGAUAUAAUAUAAAUAUCAUCACUUCAAUUUUAAAUCAAUAAACAUGACGUCCGUUAUUUUUA
Molecule: messenger RNA, 2778 nt
Organism: Cicer arietinum (chickpea)
Lineage: Eukaryota; Viridiplantae; Streptophyta; Magnoliopsida; Fabales; Fabaceae
Biological process (GO): DNA replication preinitiation complex assembly; mitotic cell cycle; regulation of DNA-templated DNA replication initiation
Cellular component (GO): nucleus
Molecular function (GO): DNA polymerase binding; DNA binding
Source: RefSeq, a predicted model, not a curated record